Molecule: messenger RNA, 1202 nt
Organism: Owenia fusiformis
Lineage: Eukaryota; Metazoa; Annelida; Polychaeta; Sabellida; Oweniidae
Source: the annotation of a GenBank genome assembly
GAGAAAAUUUGAUAUCCGGUUGAAAGUAAAUUUUACAAAGAUUUGACGUUUUCUUCAAUAUUGUUCUCUCUUGUAACUUUUAACGAUUGACAAUGAUAUUUUCAAAUCAGCUACUACUGUAAAAUAGAUUGGUGUGCAAUUUAGAUGCAGAUAUAGAGUCACGUGUCCUUUGAAACAUUUUUCAGACUUGACACUUGAAUAGACAGAGAAUUGAACAAUAAAUCAUGGCAGAAUACUGGGUGUCUCAGGCAAAGAAGUUUUGUGAAUAUUGCAAAUGCUGGAUUGCUGAUAAUAAAGCUAGUGUAAACUUUCAUGAAGGUGGAAAGAAGCACAAGGAGAAUGUCACCCGGAAGCUUGCAGACAUUCGUAAGCAAGGUGCUAAAACGGCACAAAAGAAACAAGAAGACUCAGAUGCUUUUAAAGAAAUGGAGAGAGCAGCACUGGCAGCCUUCGAGAAAGAUCUCGCAUCAAAUCCUGAACUAGCUGCCCAAUACGGUGUUAAAGAAAAGCCAAAGAAAAAAGAAGAAGAGUUUAAGCCAUCAUAUGAGCCUCUACAAGGUCCGAGCCUGCCACCCCCUGGCUUUAAACCUGAGGUUGACCCCACAAUGUGGGAGGAAACUACGUCACCAGAGGGCCACACAUACUACUGGCAUACAGAAAGUGGAGAGACUACAUGGGAAAAGCCUGAGGGUUAUGUGUCACCCUCAGACAGACUGAAGCCUUCACCUGAAGAAAAGACCAAGGAAUCCAGUCAGAAUACUCAAAAAGCAGAGGAGGUGCCUACCCAUGAGAUUCCACUACCCCAAGAGAAGAAGCCCCCAGUGAAGCAUGCUACUAAAAGACCAGCCAGACCGCAGGCUUAUGGGCAAUGGGAGACUGUCACUUAUACUGAACCGGAGUAUGUUGAUUUGCAGUUACCAGUCACAAAGGAGAGUGAAGAAAUAGCAGCUCCGAUAGUUAUGCACUCGGAACCCAAAAAAAUGAAGUUCAAAGAAAAAACUGUUUCUUCUCUCAGUAAUGACUCUAGCUCAGGUGCAGUUUCUUUCAAAAAGCGAAAGUUUGGUGGCGCUCGCAGUUUAAAAACUCGGACAGAGGAUUCUUGAUAAGAUAUAAUAUUUAGGAUUUGCAUGACUGUCUGAAUGGUGAGAAUCAAACUAAUAAUGCAUUAAGAUGCAAAGUGUCACCACCUCCCAUUUGUUACA